AUGGCUCUACAGUUAAGACAUUUAUAUCCAAUCAAUUCACUGCUGAAGCGAUCGAUUCCUGUGUUGCAGAAGUGCUGCCAAAAGAGAUGUCUGAAUCUCCAAGAAUACCAAAGCAAGCAAUUGAUGCGAAACAAUGGCGUCAGAGUCCAGCGGUUCUGUGUCAUCGAGAGUGUCGAUGAGAUAAAGUCGAUAAUUGGCGACAAGAACUCGAAGUACAGUGAAUGUCCUUCGGCUGACUCACCGAAUCCAUCGGGCGAUGCGAGUGAACUCUCUUUGGCUGAUGUCGAGGAAUAUGUGAUCAAAGCCCAAGUGCUGGCCGGCGGUCGAGGGAAGGGUUACUUCAAGAACUCGUCGAUGAAAGGAGGCGUGCAGUUGACUAAAGACAAGCAAAAAGUGUCUGAAGUUUGUGCCAAAAUGCUGAACGACUACCUCAUCACCGCUCAGACCACCAAAAGUGGAGUUUUAGUGAACAAAGUGAUGAUCGCGGAGGCGCUCGACAUUAAGAAAGAGCUGUAUUUAGCGAUACUUCUGGACAGAGGCAGUGGUGGACCCGUUAUAGUGGCCUCACAGGAGGGCGGGGUUGACAUCGAACAGGUGGCCGAGAAGACUCCCGAAGCCAUUCACAAGUUUCCCAUUCCUAUUGAGUCCAACGCCGAUGACUUGAACAUAGAGUUGGCCACAGAUGUGGCCAAACGAGGGUUAGGUCUGAGCGGACAUCUGGUGGAAGACGCGGCCAAACAGAUCUCGCGAUUGUAUAAAAUGUUCAUUAAAUUAGAUGCUCUUCAGGUGGAGAUCAAUCCGUUUGGGAUCACCACAAAGGAUACGAUGGUGUGCUUCGACGCCAAAAUCAAUUUCGACGAAAACGCGUCGUUCAGACAUCAAUGGAUGAAACGAAUCGAAAAUGAAAACUCGGCCGAAGAGGACCCGAGGGACCGGUUGGCGCGCGACUACAACUUGAACUUUGUUCCCAUGGAUGGCAACAUCGCGUGUCUGGUGAACGGCGCCGGCCUAGCGAUGGCCACAAUGGAUAUCAUCCAUCACUACGGCGGAAGUCCGGCCAACUUCUUAGACGUCGGCGGUUCCGUCAAUCAGUUGGGCGUCGAGAAUGCAUUCCGUUUGAUCACCGCUGACCAGAAAGUUCGCGCCAUUUUAGUCAACAUCUUCGGCGGUAUUGUCAACUGCGAGACCAUUGCGAAGGGACUGAUCGCCGCCAGAAGUCUCGUCAAAGUGCCGCUCAUUGUACGACUCGAGGGAACCAACGCCGAGACGGCCAGAGCUCUGCUCAGCGAAGUGUCGGACAUCAUAUCGGCCACAGAUCUGGACGACGCCGCCCAGAAAGCCGUCAAAUCCGUCGCCAUUUAA
Messenger RNA from Oppiella nova, 1362 nucleotides. Lineage: Eukaryota; Metazoa; Arthropoda; Arachnida; Sarcoptiformes; Oppiidae. The record is from the annotation of a GenBank genome assembly.